GUUUCAUUGAUGUUUGAAUAAAGUUUUUCAGAGAGGAAGAUGGCCGCGUCCGUAACGCACCGCUCUUAGCGUGUUUAUAAAACAUAAUAAUUCAUGCGCUGGGUUGUCCAGCAGCUAAAGUAAGGAUGAGCCGCUCAACCAGCCUCCUGCAGCAGAUGACCAUCUUCAUGACCGCAGUGACUGGCAGUGGCUGCGCUACCAUGUACUACCUCAUGCAGAAAAACUUUGCUAAAUCAGAGUACUACCGUCAGGCUCUUGAGCAGCUGAACAGUAACUCCACAGCCAUGGCCAGUCUGGGAGCUCCUCCUCUGAAGAUACACAACAUCCAUCUGUCUGACCGACACAACCGCAUUGACCAAAGCAGCGCUCAGCUCAAGAUUCCAGUCACCGGGUCCAAGACUGGAGGUUACCUUUACACAACAUCCACCAGAGACUCUCUGACGAACAGUAGAUGGCAUCUGCAGCAGGUCGUCCUGAAGCUCAGAGAAGGAGACACUGUUGAGAUUUUCAACAACACACAAUCUGAAGAGUGACUUCAGAAACAACAUGAUACAGAGACAACAAAUGCUAAUGGACACUUCCUGGUAUUUUUUUCUUUUUCUUUUUAGUUUUUAUUGCAAAUUGGGAAGAAAUGUUAAGCCCUGUAUAGAAUAAAAACAAUAUUGACAUUUUAUUCAAACACACACCUAAUAAAUACAGACAAACUAA
This is a messenger RNA of Danio aesculapii, 708 nucleotides long. RefSeq names its product cytochrome c oxidase assembly factor 1 homolog. Gene Ontology annotation, cellular component: mitochondrial inner membrane. The coding region runs from base 126 to 533 and encodes 135 amino acids. NCBI's taxonomy places the organism in Eukaryota, Metazoa, Chordata, Actinopteri, Cypriniformes, Danionidae. Gene Ontology annotation, biological process: mitochondrial respiratory chain complex IV assembly; mitochondrial respiratory chain complex I assembly. The record is from RefSeq and is a predicted model, not a curated record. The transcript is spliced from 5 exons.